This is a messenger RNA of Metarhizium album ARSEF 1941, 1254 nucleotides long. RefSeq lists its product as uncharacterized. The transcript has 3 exons. The coding region runs from base 1 to 1254 and encodes 417 amino acids. NCBI's taxonomy places the organism in Eukaryota, Fungi, Ascomycota, Sordariomycetes, Hypocreales, Clavicipitaceae. The record is from RefSeq and is a predicted model, not a curated record.
AUGGCGGCGCUGUUCAACGUCACGGACCACAUCAUCCAUGCUUCGCACAUCCGAGAGUUCGCCCGUGCCACGGCCAUUUCGCAAGAUACCGCCCUUGAGCUGCAUGUAAAGCAAUACACUCCCAAGGACAAUGCAUCCCCCCACAAAGGUGACGUGACCUUCAUUGGCGCCCAUGCCAACGGUUUCCCCAAGGAAGUUUACGAACCAUUCUACAGCGACCUUUACCGGGAGCUGAGGACGUGUGGUGUGAACAUCCGUGAUAUCUGGAUUGCCGACUGUGCUUGGCAGGGCCAAAGUGGCAUACUCAACCAGCAACGAGGUCUCUUGGGCAAUGACCCUUCGUGGUAUGAUUACUCCCGAGACAUCGCGCACAUUAUCAAUACCUUCCGCAUGCCGCGUCCCCUGGUCGCUCUUGGACAUUCGUUCGGCGCAACCGCCCUCAGCUAUGCCGCCUUAGCGCAUCCCCGUCUGUUCCACAGCAUGGUGCUCCUGGAUCCCGUCAUUGCCCCUUAUCACAAGGGCCCCAUGGAGUUCGGAGCAAGUCCUGCGACGGCCAGCGUCAACAGGCGUGAUCUGUGGCCGUCGCGAGAGGCUGCUGCCACCCAGUUCAAGAAGAGUCCGUUCUAUCGAGCCUGGGACCCCCGCGUCUUGGAACUGUGGAUCAAGCAUGGGCUGCACAGCACCACCUCAAAUCCAGACGGAGAAGUUGUCUUGGCAACCACCAAGCAUCAGGAAGUCUUCACGUUUCUGCGCCCCAGCUGGCCCGCCUUCGAUGCAGAGGGCAAGAACGCCAUCAACCCCAAGUGGAUGCCCGACUGCGGCACUUCCAUCAAGCUAGAAUACUCCAUGUAUCCGUUCUACAGGCCCGAGCCCAUUAAUACCUUCAUGCGUAUGCCUAGUCUGCGCCCCGGCGUUGUGUUUAUCUUGGGUGGCCGGAGCACCGUCAUCUCCAAUGACGCUGCCGAAAAGAGAACGGAAAUCACAGGUACUGGCUUGGGAGGCAGUGGUGGUGUCGCCUCCGGCCGAGUCAAGCAAGUCGUACAUGAGAAGUACGGUCAUCUCAUUCCUCUGGAAGUUCCUGGUUUCUGUGCCCGGCAUGCCGCCGAAUUUGUCAAACAGGAGCUGGACAUUUGGGCCGCAGAGGAGGCCGAAUUCGAAGAGUGGGCAAAGAAGUCGAAUACUGAGAAAGUGACGGUCUCUCAGGAGUACAAGAAGCACCUGGGCGUUGGAGAGAGGCCGAGGGCGAAGAUGUAG